CUUUGAGAGGGGAGGGGGAGGUCGAAGAAAAAGAUCAGAUUUUAAAGGUUGUAAACCCCUCAUUUAAAGCAAAAGGGUAAAUCCGAGCAGGAAGCGUCAGAACGUCACAAAACGUCCAUCAACCGAGUUAGUUCCGGCUAGUCAGACACGUGUUAAUGUUUAAAAAAAAAGUAGACCUGCUCCUGUGUUUUUUUGUUACGAGUGGUUUUCUUGGAGCUUUCAACUAGCAAAUGGUAAUUGGAACCAGACGGACACAGGCAAGUGAGCGGAGUAGAAUCGGCCCCUUAUUUUUCAAAAGAGAGAAAAGUACGAAAAAAAAUCCAGAGAAGGAGGGGGAUCCCCCGGGGAGGAAAUUCCCGAGCUGCUGGAUGGAAAUACGCCGAUUACGAAAUGACAUGGAGGGAACGGAAUGGAUACAGUCAGUCACUGCCCCUAGGACAAGGUUUAAUCUCUUCAUAUUUACUAUCUGCCUGUCGGAGUGAACGCUCCAGAGAAUCCACAUUUAGCUACAGUGUCUCCCAUUAAUUAGCUUUCAAUGCUACUCAGAAAGUACGGACAAUUUGUGCUAAUUACUGCAUUUUUAACAUUGUCCGCAACCUCUGAAUCAAAAUUGAGACAGUAAUCUAUAUAUAUAUAUUUAGAGACCGAGGGUCGACUUUUUUGGCAACUUUUUUUAACAAUUUGACACAGCACACAAUGUCUUCGUUUAGAUAUCUCUUUUUCUAAAAACUUAUAAGAAUUUCGAGAAGAAAAUCCCGACUGAUUGCUUCCCCCCCUUCCCGAGUCGGGGGAGGUCGCAUUCAGAACAGCAUUUAUAUACAAUGUCUGUGGACGGCGAUGAGAAUGCGGAGCAGCAAAAGGACAGCCGGCUUCCGAAGGCCAGGCUAAAAAGCUACAACACCAUCACCACUUUCUACCACGAAACCCUGCAGGAAGUGGGCCGCCUGAGUCGGGAGCUCACCCUGAAGGACGGCCUGGUCAAAGACCUGCAGGCUCGCCUGGCCGCCUACGAGGGCAGCAUCGCGGUCGGUUUCGGCCAGGAGCCCGGGGUCAGCUUUGGUCCGUCCGGCUCCCUUGUGGACUGUCUGCUGCAAGAGGUGGGUAAAGUCAAAAAGGAGCUGGCGGAUUCAGCAAGGAUUUGGCAGCAAGAGAACACCAAGCUGAAAGAGGAUCUGCAGGUGGUUCAGUUGCGGCUCAGGGAGAAGGAACGUGAAGUGGAACAGAUGGUGGGCAGCUCAAAGCAUGAGGCGGCCAGUGAGAUUGUUCGACUGCGCCAAACUCUGCGGGACAAGGAGAGGCUUAAUGCCACCCAGAAGCUAUGGUGCCGCUCACUGGCAGAUGAGACCGAACAGCUACAGCUGCGGCUGGCUAGCACUGCAGACAUGUGCCAACAGCUGGCAAGGCAGCUGGAGGAGCAGCGGGCGAAGACUGGGCACAGGAUGGAGAAGGAGCAGAACCCUGCCAAACAAGAUAGCGAGGCACUACCGCCACGUCAAGCAGAUUCAUCAGACAGCAACAUUUGCCGACUGCAAGAGGAGAACCAAACGCUGAAACAGAAAGUCCUUUAUGUGGAAGACCUUAAUGCCAAAUGGCAAAAGUACGACAUCAGUCGAGAGGAGUACGUUAAGAAUCUUCACCACCAGCUGAAAGAUCUUAAGUCCAGGGUUGACCGAACUGGACUUGGUGCCCCUCAGGCUAACGAGAAUGUACUGCAGCAGGAAAUCUUGCGACUAAACCGGCUGCUGGAGGAGAGUAUGAAGGAAUGUGGUCGCCUCGCAGUAUUCCGGGAUGGCCUUGACAAGGAGAGGGUGACCAUUCAGCAACUCCGUGAUGAACUACAAGCCGCGCAGGCAGCUGAAGCUGCUGCUAACGAGAGAGUGCAAAUGUUGGAGCAACAGGUCCUUGUCUACAAAGAUGAUUUCAAUUCCGAACGGGAGGACCGCGAACGGGCUCAAAGUCGGAUUCAGCAGCUCGAGGAAGAAAUGGCUUGCCUGAGGUUACAGUUGCCAAGGAAACAGGAACACCGGGAUGCAGCUGCCCAUCACCAUGGCAGGGUUAGCCCCUACUACUUGGAGCCCAAUGUGCCAGCACCAUUGCUCGGUAAUAGCUCAGAGACACCAGCGAAGAACUCUCGACCCUUACUGUCCAGUGGGAGCUCGGGUGCUGAGGCCAGACAACAAGGACUUCUACAGUGCCCCAAGUGCAUGAGGCUAUUUAACGAUGAGGUGAGCGAUGAGUGCCUCAGGCACAUCUCCGAGUGCUGCCAAUGAACCUACCCACCUCUUGGAUCAAACCACCAGCAGCAAAUGUUGAGUCUGAUGUGCCUUCACCAUGAGUCUUCCCAUUGACACUGAUUACACCAUGUUUGCCCCAUUUGCGACGACUCAUACUGAAGCUGUUCAUGUCCAAAUGCAGAAAGACCUGGACAUAAGCUAUUGAUAGACUAACAUUAAGAAAAUUCCUGGAUUUACAGGAAAAAUCUGCACAACAGUAACUUUUAAACAUUUCAUACAAAUGCUUCAUCAGUUACUUUCUCGAUCAAAGAAGUUGCUUUUUCUUUGAUUUGUUCAGUAUCAUCCAUGAUUCCUCAGGUACUGAAGUAGUCCACAUGCAGCAAGACUUGGACAACAACCAAGAGAGUGGAGAAGCAGUGGCAAGCAACGUUCAGAACAUGCAACUAGCAGGCAUUGGCUGUCUGAACAAGAGAGAAUCUAACCAUUUAUCCCUUGACAUUCAAUGGCACUACCAAUACUGAAUUGCCCACUAUCAACAUCCUCAUAGGUCACCAUUGACCAGGAAUUGAACUGGACAAAGCUUGUAAAUGCAGUGACUACCAGUAGGUCAGUGGUUGGGAAUCCUACAGUGAGUAACUCCCUUCCUGACUCCUCAAAGCCUGUCUAUCAUCUAUCAGAUGUUAGGAGUGUGAUGGAAUACUCCCCACUUACCUGGAUGGGUGCAGCUUCUACAACACUUGAAGUUUGACACCAUACAGGACAAAUCAGCCCACUUGACUGGCACAUUCAUGUCCACAAGUAUCCACUCGUUCCACCACUGAUGCUCAGUAGUAGCAGUGUAUGUACUAUCUAUAAGAUGCACUGCAAAAAUUCACCAAAAAUCUUCAGGCAUCACCUUCCAGACCCAUGACCGCUUCCAUCCGAAGGACAAGGGCACUAGAUACAUGGGAAUACCACCACCUGCAAGCUCCACUCCAAGACACUCUCAAUCCUGACUUGGAAUAAUAUCAACUGUUCCUUCAUGUCACCAGGUUAAAUUCCUGAAACUCCUCUCCUCAUCCUGGAUGCUUUAUAAUAGUACUGCAUUGAAAGCAGAUUGUUUUUAGGUGGUUGACAGAGAGGAAGGAGACAUGUUGCAGACAUGGCAGCAUUGUAGGAGAGUUUUGCACAAUCUGAGCUCCUGCCCUUUAGAUGAGAUAUUAGCAUGAAAUCAGAUCUGCUCUGUUAGAUCCUAAUGCCAUUAUUUCAGAGAACAGGGGAUUUCUCCUUGGUUAUCUGACUAAUAUUUAUCCCCUAUCCCCUCAUCGCUAUAAGUUAGAUUAUCUAGUGAUUUGUUGCUGUUGAAGUUGCAGUUGCAGUUUAUGGAAGCUUGCUGUGUGUAUUUUUUCACAAAUUACUUCAUUGGCUGUAAUGCACUUUGGAGCAUUUUAGAAAAUGCAACUCAUUUUGCAACUUGUGUUGUAAGAUAUCAAGGGGGAAAAAAAACCCUGUGGUAAAAUAAAAUUGGUUGUUGGGACCAGGAAUACAGCAGGUUCCAGCAUUAACACUGCAUGGUCACUGCCUGGAUACAGCGCAUGUUACUCUCUUGUUACAGUAUACUCUGGAGAAAGAAAGGAAGGAGCGAGGGUUAGGAGGGAAACGGAAUGUCAAUGACCAGAGCUUACAUCCGGAAUUACAGAAUCUGAGUGAUUAGACAGACAGGGAAAUAGAAUGUGGAAUAAAAUUAAAAUUCACUUUACACACAGCUGAUAUGAGAUAAUGAGGUGAGUUUUAAGUUGUAGCCAUAAACAAUGUUACUAUUUGCAAAACUGCAAGUGUACAGUAGGUAAGGAAAUUUAAUCUAAUGAUGAUGCAGUGAAGGAAACAACUGUAGUCUGAAAAACACCUGGUACUCCUCCUAAGCUUGCCAUAUUCCUCACACAUCAUGUCUCCAGUUCCUCCUACACUCCACCCGAAAAUGCAUAGAACAAUACAGCGCAGAACAGGCCCUCAAUGUUGCGCCAACCUGUGAGCUAAUCUAAGCCUAUCCCGUCCUCAUCCAUAUGCAUAUCCAAGGACUGUUUAAAUGCCCUAAUGUGGCUGAGUUAACUACAUUGGCAGGCAGGGCGUUCCAUGCCCUGACCACUCUGAGUAAAGAUCCUGUCUCUGACAUCUGUCUUAUCUCAUCACCCCUCAAUUUGCAAAUAUGCCCCCUUAUACAAGCUGAAGUCAUCAUCCUUGGAAAAAGACUCUCACUGUCCACCCUAUCUAAUCCUCUGAUCAUCUUGUAACUCUCUAUUAAAUCCCCUCUUAGCCUCCUUCUCUCCAAUGAGAACAGACCCAAGCCCCUCAGCCUUUCUUCAUAGGGCCUGCGCUCCAGACAAGGCAACAUCCUGGUAAAUCUCCUCUGCACCUUUUCCAAUGCUUCCACAUCCUUUCUGUAAUGGGGCGACCAGAACUGUACGCAAUAUUCCAAAUGAGGCCGCACUAGCGUUUUGUACACUUGCAACAUGACAUCACGGCUCUGGAACUCAAUCCCUCUACCAAUAAAACCUAACACACCGUAUGCCUUCUUAACAGCACUAUCAACCUGGGUGGCAACUUUCAGGGAUCUAUGUACAUGGACACCAAGAUCCCUCUGCACAUCCACACUACCAAGAAUCUUUCCAUUGACCCAGUAUUCUGCCUUCCUAUUAUUCUUCCCAAAGUGAAUCACCUCACAUUUAUCCACAUUGAACUCCAUUUGCCACCUUUCAGCCCAAGUCUGCAGUUUAUCCAAGUCUCCCUGCAACAUUCUUCCACACUGUCCACCGCUCCACCGACUUUAGUGUCAGCUUCAAACUUACUAACCCAUCCACCUAUGCCUGCGUCCAAGCCAUUUAUAAAAAUGACAAACAGCAGUGGUCCCAAAACAGAUCCUUGAGGCACACCACUAGUAACCGGACCCCAGGCUGAAUAUUUUCCAUCAACUACCACUCGUUGCUUUCUUACAGAAAGCCAGUUUCUAAUCCAAACUGCUAAAUCUCCCUCGAUCCCAUGCCUCUGUAUUUUCUCCAAUAGCUGACCAUGUGGAACCUUAUCAAAGGCUUUACUGAAGUCCAUGUACACCACAUCAACUGCCCUUCCCUCAUCUACAUGCUUGGUCACCUUCUCAAAAAACUGAGGUUUGUGAGACAUGACCUGCCCUUGACGAAUCCAUGUUGACUAUCUCCAAUCAAAUUGUUGCUUGCUAGAUGAUUAUAAAUCCUAUCUCUUAUAAUCCUUUCCAAAAAUUUUCCUACAACAGAUGUAAGGCUCACAGGUCUAUAAUUACCUGGGUCAUCUCUACUGCCCUUCUUGAACAAGGGCACAACAUUUGCAAUCCUCCAGUCCUCUGGUACUAAACCUGUCGAUAAUGAGGACUCGAAGAUCAAGGCCAAGGGCUGUGCCACCUCCUUGCUAGCUUCCCAGAGAAUCCUCGGAAAAAUCCCAUUGGGCCCAGGGGAUUUAUCUACCUUCACACCUUCUAGAAUUGAUAACACCUCCUCCUUACUAACCUCAAUCCUUUCAAUUCUAGUAGCCCAUAACUCGGUCUUCUCCUCUACAAUAUUUUCCUUUUCCUGAGUGAAAACAGAUGAGAAAUAUUUGUUUAGCAGCUCUCUGAUCUCCACAGGGUCCACACACAACUUCUCACUUCUGUCUUUGACUGGCCCUAUUCCUAUCCUAGUCAUCCUCUUAUUCCUCACAUGCCUAUAGAGAGCUUUAGGGUUCUCCUUUAUUUUACCUGCUAAUGUCUGCUCACGUCCCCUCCUUGCUCUUCUUAAAUCUCUCUUUAAAUCCUUCCUAGCUAAUCUGUAACUCUCCAUCACCUCAUCUGAACCAUCAUGUCUCAUCGUCACAUAAGCCUCCCUCUUCCGCUUAACAAGAGAUACAGUUUCUUCAGUAAACCACGGUUCCCUUACCUUAUCACUUCCUCCCUGCCUGACAGGGACAUACCUGUCAAGGACACGCAAUAUCUGUUCCUUAAACCAGCUCCACAUUUCGAUUGUCCCCAUUCUAUGCCUCCUAAGUCUUGCCUAAUCACAUUAUAAUUGCCGUUUCCCCAUCUGUAACUCUUGCCCUGUGGCAUGUUCCUAUCCCUUUCCAUCGCUAAACUAAACGUAACUGAGUUAUGGUCACUCUCUCCAAAGUGCUCACCUACCACUAAAUCAAACACCUGGCCUGGUUCAUUACCAAGUACCAGAUCCAGUGUGGCCUCCCCUCUUGUCGGCCCUUUGACAUACUGAGUCAGGAAACCCUCCUGCACACAUUGGACAAAAACUGAUCCAUCUGACGUAUUAGAGUUAUAGCAAUUCCAGUCAAUGCUUGGGAAGUUAAAGUCUCCCAUAAUGACCACCCUGUUCCUUUCACUCCUGCCCAGAAUCAUUUUACCAAUCCUCUCCUCCACAUCCCUGGAACUUUGUGGAGGCCUAUAUAAAAACUCCCAGCAGUGUGACCUCUCCUCUCCUGUUUCUGACCUCAGCCCAUACCACCUCAGUCGACGAGUCCUCGUCAAAAGUUCUUUUAGCCACCGUUGUACUGUCCUUGACUAACAAAGCCACAUCUUCCCCUCUUUUACCACCUUCCCUGAUCUUAAUGAAAGAUCUAAACCCUGGAACCUGCAACAUCCAUUCCUGACCCUGCUCUAUCCAUGUCUCCGAAAUGGCCACAACAUCGAGGUCCCAGGUACCUAUUCAAGCUGCAAGCUCACCUACCUUAUUCUGGAUUCUCCUUGCAUUAAAGUAGACACACUUCAAAUCAGUUUGCUGUCUGCCAGCACACUCCUGUGACAGUGGGAUCCUGCCCAUGUCCUCCCUACUGUCUUCAUCCUGUAUAUUGGAACUACACCUCAAUUUCCCAACCCCCUGCUGAGCUAGUUUAAAUCCACCCAAAUAGCACUAGCAAAUUUCCCACCCAGGUUUAUUAGUGCCCCACUGGUUCAAGCGCAGACCAUCCUGUUUGUAGAGGUCCCACCUUCCCCAGAAGGAGCCCUUUGAGAUUGGCAUUUCCUGUUGUUUCUGACACCUGGGCUAUUGUGCAAAUGUGCAGCUUCCCUUUCACUCCUGUGGGGACAUCUCGUUAACUGCUGGUGGAAUCAAGAAGCGGUGAUGGGGCCCAGUGCUUUGCACUGUCUCUGGUGAAGGCCAACACUGGAUCAAGCUGUCUCUCUCCACAAAGUUAUGGUAGGACUGAGAUGACCUCAUCAGUGCCAAAUCUAAAACAGGUGUUGCACAUUGAAGCGCAUGCAACACUCAACUAUUGGGGAGAGUCCACAGCGGAAAAUAGAUUAAAUCAAGAGCUUUGAUCUUAAACAGGUAUUUAUUGAGUUAUUUAAAGAAGUGUUUGUUUAAUUUUAUUGCACUAGUUUGUGUUAAGGCUCAUUUGAAAAUUCAUUAUUUUAAACUGAUAAACAAAGAUUGAGCCAGUUCUCUUUCCCAGUUGUUCUGUAUCUGUACUUAUUCAAUGUAAUUUUGUCAGGCUUUCUCACCUGCCCUUCUGACAUUGCUGGAAGUCUUGUUCUAAACCAUUUCCAUCCUGCAUAAAGAGGUUUAAUCGACAUCUUCUAAACAUAUACACUGCACCUGAAUUUGGCUACAAUGUUCUUUUUGUUUCAGAGUUGACGGGUUUGAGUUAUAACUGCACAUGGGGGAGUAGUACCGCGUCAGUGUUGGGAGCCAAGCUCUGAGUACCAGGAAUGAUACUUAUUUGAAGAGCUGGUGCAGGCACAGUGGGCUGACUGGCUGCCUUCUCUGCCAUAAACAGUUGUGAUUUUUUUUUCCUGAGCUCUGGUGGCAUGCGGACCAGAACUGAACAGUUAGUCCAGGUAGGCUGUGACCAACCUUCUGAACAAAUGAAGCAUCAUUUCCUCCCCUUUUGUAGGAGUGUGAUAACCAAAUAUUUCUAUGGCAUGUACUGGGCUGGCAACUAUUGUUCCUCUGUCUGAAACUCGACAACUUUUUCUUUGGGAGAGAGGUUUCUGCUUCCCAUUUCCAAAGAACUCUUGAUCACCUGACCAGCCCAGUCUACUUUUAACAACCUACCCCUCCUCCAAGCAGAGUUUCCAUCCAGCUUUGACUCUCUAGUCAUCUCCAGUUACUGAGUAUGAGAACAGUAAAAUACUGGAUGAACAUUCUGGAAAUUCCAGUUGGGUUUCCAGACUUACAUGUAUGAAAAACACAAAUGGACAGUUUGUGAACAAGUGCUCACGCAAAUUGGUCUAUUUAUUGGUAGCAGCACCAUUGGAUCCAGCACAGAGUAUGGGCUCCAGUGGUCAUUCAGAAUUGCACAAUGGUUCAGUUGUGUCAGAUCUAUUUUAAUAAUUUUCUGUGAGUUUCAUUGCAUUUUACUCAUCUUCCCUCAUGUAUUUUUGUAAUUUGUUGCACAAGUUUUACUUCUUGAAUUUCCUCCUUCUCUGUAGU
This is a messenger RNA of Stegostoma tigrinum, 8650 nucleotides long. RefSeq names its product TNFAIP3 interacting protein 2 (gene tnip2). Gene Ontology annotation, biological process: regulation of transcription by RNA polymerase II; cellular response to lipopolysaccharide. NCBI's taxonomy places the organism in Eukaryota, Metazoa, Chordata, Chondrichthyes, Orectolobiformes, Stegostomatidae. The transcript has 6 exons. Bases 822 to 2270 code for a protein of 482 amino acids. The record is from RefSeq and is a predicted model, not a curated record. Gene Ontology annotation, molecular function: K63-linked polyubiquitin modification-dependent protein binding.